Pogona vitticeps (central bearded dragon) is the source of this 1288-nucleotide messenger RNA. The record is from RefSeq and is a predicted model, not a curated record. Lineage: Eukaryota; Metazoa; Chordata; Lepidosauria; Squamata; Agamidae.
UGUACGGUUUGAAUUAUGUGUAACCAAGUUCCUGUUCCUUCCAGAACUGUAGAUUUUUUAUAGUCUGAGUUUUUAGCUGAUGACUCCACCACGUUCAGGAAGCCAAGUAUGUGCUAAAACUGUUAUUUUUCUGUGAACUGCAAUUGUAUUUCACCAAGUUGAUGAACGAGAGAGAGAGAGAGAGCGCAUCGGUCUGUUGUAUUUGUGGAACACUCUUUCACGGUGCGUCCUAGAAACUGCACAAGAAUGAUCCCUCAUAACAUGACAUGGAUCAAGUAUCCAAGCCUGAGUGAAGAUUCAUCUAUCAGUGUGGAAGACAUUAUAUUCUCACAACAUGUUAUAUCAAGGCUUAUGCAUGUCUAUAUUGCACUGUUUGUGCCAACUGGCUUAUUAACUGGGAUCAUUAUCUUGAGCAUCUUCAUCAAGAACUACAUGCAGCAUGCUUUAAAUAAACUGGACAUAUUGCUUUUUGCUCAUACCAUCAGCAACAUCUUAAUGAUUCUUUUAUCACUUACCAUCACUGUAAGACCUGCCUAUCUCAGAGUAUCCUAUUUUAAGUGUGCAAUUCUGUCUUUUUUUUCUAACUUGAGUUACUUCAGUUCACAGUACUUUCUCAUAUUAAUGGUGCUCAGCUUUCUUCUCAACAGGCACCCACCCCAGAAUGCUUUAAUAACUAAGGCAGAUAAAAAUCCUACAGUAUGUGCUGUAUUUGCACUGAUAUGUGCUUUUUGUACUGCACUGAUAGUGGUGGCACUGCUGGGCAUAGAGAAUUACCACGAAGAAACAGACUGUCAGUUAGAUCCUUUAUUUGCAUGGCCAGAAUAUGAAAUUAUUAAAUUUGCAUUUGGUUUCAGCAUUCCAUCUUUGGCAAAGAUUCUCUGUUUUAUUCUAUCACUUGUUAAAAGAACCCAGACAAAAACCCGUUCCUCAAGGCAAAAUAUUCACCCUUAUUUGACUGUUUUUGUGAUUGGAACCACCAUGUUUAUAUGCCGUCUAUUUUAUAACAUUAUGAUCCUUUUCAGAACCAGCCUGAAGAUACAGAGAAGCAUAGGGACACCUCAGAAUGAACUAACUAUGAAUAUUGCUGAAGUUCUACUAUUCAGUGAAAGUUGUGUUGGCUUUGUAGUCAUACUUUGCCUCCACAAACCAUGCAGGAGUGGCUUCCUGAAUACUGUAACUAAUCUUACGAAGAUUUGCAGGAGACAAAGUGACAACAGACCUCUUGAAAUACGUGGAAAUCAUAGAGGAGUCUCAUUUGUACCAUCUGAAAAUGGGUCACACUGACUAU